This is a messenger RNA of Camellia sinensis, 1852 nucleotides long. The record is from RefSeq and is a predicted model, not a curated record. NCBI's taxonomy places the organism in Eukaryota, Viridiplantae, Streptophyta, Magnoliopsida, Ericales, Theaceae.
GAUAUGUCGAGUUUUACAAAUAGGGCAGUGAGGUUACUGAAGCAUGAUAAGAGUAUUGUGAGGGAGGAUCACUUGGACAAGCGUUGUGAGGAGGCGACUGGAGAAGUUGUCGAUGAGGUCAUAUUUUUCAGCAAGCACAUGGCAGCCUCAAAUCGUCCCAUGCUUACUGUUCAUCCAAUUGGCGUGCCUCAUUUACGCCAAGACAAGGUUCCACCUGCAGGUGGAAAGCCUGGGUGGGCAGCACCACCUAAUCGUCAAAUAGGACCGUGGUUGAGGCUCUUGAAGGCUAUUGCUGAAUCACAUAAUCUCAUUCCUGAAUUUGAGGUCACAUUGGAAGCGACUCAUCAUGGACCAGAAAUUAAUUCACCUACAAUGUUUGUAGAAAUCGGCAGUACAGAAGAGUACUGGAAGAGGCAGGAUACUGCCCAAGCCAUUGCUUUAUUAGUGUGGGAAGGUUUAGGGCUUGGUGGAGGAGCUGCAGUAGGAGACUGGAGCCGGAAUAAUGGUCAAAGCGAAAUCCUCUUGGGAAUUAGUGGUGGACAUUAUGCACCAUGGCAUAUGGAUAUCGUUUUGUAAGUUACUAUACAUUUGCCAACUUCCAAGUAUUCCAUUAGUUUGUUUAUCUAAUAUGCUAAAUGGUUUAAAGGGGCAUCAAUGGAACAGAUUCCUUAGAUCAGGUUAAUGUUUUGACUGGAAACAGUGAAAUAUUUUAAUACAUCAAACUUGUCAUGAUAAAAUAGAUCUAUCCUUUUGAGCCAUGUCCAUUUAGAUCAACUGAAUGUGAAAAGGAGUCAAGAUUAAAAGAUUCUAAUAACUCAGAACUCUGCUUCUAGUGGUUUGUCCUCAGCCUAAUUCCUACAUUUAUAUCCGUUUAGAUUUGUUUUUGUUUCAAUUGGUGUUAUUUCCUAACAGAAAACUCAUGUUUCAGUUGAUGACAUCAUUAACAAGCAAACUGCAGUUCCUUACUAAAAAAAUAAAUAAAUAAGACUCACACAAAAAAAAAGCAAGAAAAUUCUGUUGGCACCAUUGCCAGUUGCAAAUUCUGAUGAAAAUUCGGUUUGCAUCAGUGUUAUUUUCACCUGAAGUCAAUGUUCAAUAUUUUCAAUUCUCUCUUUGAAAUUGUUGCUAUCACUACAAACUAUACAUUUUGCUUAAACUGUAUCUGCAUUGAUUUCAUUAUACGUGAAUACUAGCCUGGUCCUGUUUGGGGGUUCAUAAAUAACUUCAAAUUGCAAUUAAUAAAAUUAACAUUUAAAAUAUUUUAUUCUCAAAUUUUGAUGCCUAAGUUGAGGUUGUAAAGGCGCUUGUUAUUAAAAAGUUCCAUUUUUAAAAAAAAAAAAAUUCAGGAAAGGUGGUGUUUUUGUGGGCCAUCUGCUUUCUGGGUAUUCAUUGCCUAUGGAAGAUCUGGGUCAAUCUAAACAGACAAAUGUGGAGGGUGUUGGUGGAACUUGGAGAGAAGCAAUCAAAGUUGCCUGUGAGACUACAAAGGCAGCUUUUCCAGGGGGUGAAGUUAUGGCACAUCUUGAUCACAAGAGCUUCAAAGUUGGCAAAGAAAUGCCAUUACAGGCUUUUUAGCGGAGCAGGACAUUAAAAUUGGCAAACCGAGCGACUUCUGCUGAAUUUCCCGGGUGAUGAUAGAUUAACUGAUUUAUUUUUAUUUGUUAUCAUAGUUUUCUAUUACUUCCAAUCCCAUACCAUGUUCUUAAAACUACUAUUCUUUGAAUUUAUGAUCAUUUCCAUUCUAAAAUUGUAAAUAGUAAUUGUCUAAUCCUAUAAAAAUGUCGUGGCUGCACAUUUUUGACAUUAUUUUCUUCUUCACAUAUGAAAGUUCCGCAUGUAGUUUGCUGAUGUA